CUGGAAGAUAUGACAGUCAUACAAGUUAAUGACCGAAUCCGGUGUGUGAAGGAGCAGCUGGAGAAGGUUAAAAAUGACCUGGCUGCCACAAAACGACUUCAGACCGCCUACCAGCAGAAUUCAAGUUUGGGCAAUCUGGAGGAGGCCGAUGCUGGCGUCGCAAAGCUAGAACGUCAGCUCUUCUCCGUCUCAGAUCUCCUUUCCAAGUUAGAGAAACACUUUGAAUCUCUCGGUGGUGCGCACGCCCUCGCGCAUGCCCAAAGCUCGUUGGAGGCCACGAAUCCCUACACAAACUCCAAUCCUGUCUCAUCGGACCCUCAGCAGGACCCCAACCGGCGAACUCGUCUCGAUGCCUCUUUCUGCAACCUUCAACUUGGUCAAGCAGACUACUGCCUGAUCUACUUCCGCUUGCUUGAAAGCAAAGGCUUGCUGUCAUUGCUCCUUAUAAUUAAACCGGCCUUCACUAUUUCCACACCUAGUUCAUCCUUCAAUGACAGUGAUUCGGAUUUAUCCAACUCCGCUCCUACGGCACCAUCAAACGACGCUGAGACGGCGUCAAAGUCUGCCUACGUUGGUGUGGCUACCGCAAAGUAUGACUACGAAGGUUCGUCUUCUCUCCUUUCUCUCCUCAAUUCGUUCGCAUAUGUUUUUUUUAAAUGA
Dibothriocephalus latus is the source of this 660-nucleotide messenger RNA. The record is from the annotation of a GenBank genome assembly. Lineage: Eukaryota; Metazoa; Platyhelminthes; Cestoda; Diphyllobothriidea; Diphyllobothriidae.